Cetraspora pellucida is the source of this 2823-nucleotide messenger RNA. NCBI's taxonomy places the organism in Eukaryota, Fungi, Glomeromycota, Glomeromycetes, Diversisporales, Gigasporaceae. The record is from the annotation of a GenBank genome assembly.
AUGAGCGCAAUAAGUUUGAAAGAACCUUUCGAGAUAGUUCAAAAGAUUAUUACAAUCGAAAAACAAAAUAACUUAUUUGAUAUUAGUGUUAGCAUUCCGGUAGAAAUUAGUUCAAAAAUAGAGAAUUCAAAAAUUCUUAAUAAAGUUGACAAUAAAACAAUCGAUGAGAAAGCAAAUGAUUUGAUGAAUGAUGUCGAUUCUAUUAAAAGCGAUACGGAAAAAUCUACAAUUAAUGAGAAUGAUCCCGAACUAGAAGAGAAGAUUCUUGUGACUUGUAAAGGAGCUGGCAUUUCUUUGGUUUCUGAUGAUGGUCAUCAGUUACGUAAUUGGGAGAUUCCUCCUCAAUAUUCCGUAAUUACUCCAGCAAAGUGUAUUAUAAAGUCUGGUAGAUGUUAUGUUUACGUUAUAAUUCACUCGGAUAACGAUGUUACGGGAUCAGAUAAAGUUAUAUGGUUUUGGAAAGACAGAAAAAAGUCUUUAGAAGGUCCCCAGUCAACGAAAAAGAAGGCUAGAGAAUUUGAAAAAGAGAUAUUUUCACUAGAAUUAUCUCCCCUCCUUUCAAAAAAUAUCAUUUUGAUAAACAAAGAUGGUUCAUUGUUACUAGUUAAGGCUAAUUUAAAACCUGUUGGUGAUAAUUUUAUUGGUGCUAAAACUAAAAAGAAAAAAAAUGAAAGACGUGUCAUCUGGUCAACUCUUUUUAGUUCUUCUGGGUCAUGUGUUCCUACAAACUUCUUACCACAUCCAUCUUUGGUGGUCUUCACAAUUUCGAUGAAUAAAUCUGAGAAAAACAGUACAACUUUUACUUCUAAACACCUUUUUCUAUCGUUCACAUGGAUUAAUUGUGAUAAAUUGUGCUGUGGAUUCUUGGGUCAUUACACACUCUCUGAGCAGGGUAUUAAGAUCGUGUCUAACCAACCUCAAUAUGGAUAUACAGUUUCAUCGGGCGUAUUGAAAAUAUUUAUGAUCACUUUUAAUCUUAUCGAAUCCAAUGUUGAUAUAACGAUAUCCGAAAUUUGGAAAUUUGAAUUUGAUGGACUGAUACCGUUCAUGGAGAAGUGCUUUUCGACAAUACAAGGAGAACUUGCGAUUGGAUUCGCACCUAUUUCCGAUUCUUAUUUGGCUCUCGUUGGAAUGCAAAAAACUUCGGCGUCAAUCAAUAAGGUUUUGACUAUAUGGGAUUUACGUUAUGGAACAUUACAAGCUGAGUGCGUGCUUGGCACGUUAAAGCAAGAAAACCCUACAGAUGUUGUAUCGUACCCUUCACUUUUUAAAUUUCAGCUUAUCGUUGUACCUGGUAGCAAUUUGAUAAUAUCCACACUAUCUGAAUCCUUACCGAAUAAUCCCAAUUCUUUUAAAUUAUCAACAUUCAUUUGUCGAUAUCAUUAUGAACCAAUGACGUUGCUACACGCAUUAAAUCGCAUGAAAGAUUCAUCUGCAUAUUUACAAUUGGGAAGUGGUUAUACUCGAGGUUUCGGAAUUACCAGAUUUGGUAUUGCUUUAGAUACAAAACCUAAAUCAACUGAACAUGUUCCUAACGAAAUUUUAAAUAAUAUUGAAAAUAAUAUUAAAGAAUUACAAAGAGAAGAAUACAAAUUUUUAAAGUUCCUUUUUUUCAAAUCUCAUACGACUGAAAAUAUUAGAGAACGAUUUCAACUUUUUGUGAAACAAAAAGGCGUAGAGGCAUUUGAAUCUUUUUUGAAAAAGAAUGAUAUAGAUAAAGAACAAUACAAAAAAUAUCUGGAAUAUUGGAAGAGUAACAAGAAGUUUUCUAAGAAAUCUAAAGAAAUGAAAACUAUAAACAUUUAUGAAGAUGAUAACGAUAACCCCGGUAUUAAAGAUGAUGAUAAUCAAAAAUGGCGAGAUUUAUGGAAAGAAUGGGAAAUAAAAACAUAUGAAUCAAGAAAAUACAUUCUUAAUAAAGAAAAAGUGUGUGAAUAUCUUGAGUCAGGAGAAGCGCAAAGGCCAGAAUUAUCAUAUUACUUUAUUCAAACGGUAAUCGAAUAUUGCUUAUCUAAAAAUUCGGAUGGCACACCAAAUUUGAAUUGUUGGGUGCCAGAAGUCAUCCAAUAUUUUAUUCAAUCAAAGAUGAUGUCAAACAAGUUUGUGAAGGGCGGGAUUAUCAAAGCUUUAAUAGAAAGGGAAGCAUGGGACUUAGUCAAAAUAGCCCUUUACUUUAUGAAUGACAUUCCCGAAGAUGAUCUAAUACAUCUACUCAAAUGUGCAAUAUCGAGUCAAACCAAACCAUUUUCAAUCGGAAGUAUACUCAGGUAUCUUAUUGCAGCCCCCAAAAAUGAUAAUAUGAUGAUAUGGAGUUUACGUCAAUUAACGGAAGAUGAAGUGAUGACUAUUAUGAAAAUAUUAUGUGGAUGGAUCGAAAAAUACGAUCAGACAGAAUUCGUAAAAGAAGUUUUAUCAAAAAAGCGAGAAUUACAACCAAAAACGCAUGAAUGUAAUAACGUUGCAAGUAAUUUACCCGAGUUUCAUAAACUUUUAGAAUUUUUGACCUUAUUGUUAGAUGCACAUUUUACAACUCUUAUUAUGGAUUCAAAAAUACAUCCAUUAUUAUCUCGGUUGGCAAAUCGUAUCGCAUGUGAUGUAUUGAUAUAUGAAUCAUUAGAGUCAAUGCGUGGUUGUCUCGAGUCAUACCAUAAAUAUUCGAAGAGAAACAUUUUUAAAAAGACUGAGAAUGUAAGACGUGGGAAAUCUCAAUCAUAUAUGAAGGAUGCAGACUUACCGGAAUAUUCAGUGGAAUUAUUUACAUUUGACGAAGACGAUAUCCUCGAUUCAGUUGAGGAUGAAAUACAAGUAGAACCUGAGUUUUGA